AUGCAUUUUGCCUACCCCCCGCGGAAAAGCUCCGACCCCCCGCCAUACCGCCCACGGUCCGGUCUACUACCCUUUCUUCGCCGUGGGCGGUUAAGAACAAUCGUCCUUGGGCUGCUGGCGUGCAUACUUGUGCUCUAUUUGAUGUUCAGGCCCAGCAAGCAGAGCCCAUAUCAUGAGCGUCAACCCGCCGGGACACCGUCCGUCGUUCUGGUGACUGUCCUCGACACCAAGCUGUAUAGCGCUGGGUAUCUGAAGACUGUUCGCGAGAACAGAGAAGAAUAUGCUUCGAGGCACGGCUACAAGACGGUCAUUACCGAAGGCAGCCAGUACGACACUGCUGGCGCCCCUACAACGUGGACGAAAUUGAUGGCCACGCACCACGCGCUGGCCAAGUUUCCGGACUGCAAAUUCGUCUGGUACCUCGAUCAGGAUGCCUACAUCAUGAACCCGUCACAAUCGCUCGAGGAUCUCGUGCUGCAACCCAAGCAGCUGGAGUCACUGAUGAUCCGCGGCCAACCUGUUGUGCCGCCGGACAGCAUCAUCAAGACCUUUAGCCAUCUCCGUGGAGAGCAUAUCGACGUUAUUUUGUCUCAAGAUAAAUCCGGUCUCGUGCACAACAACAUCAUUAUUCGCAACGGAGCAUGGGCAAAGUUCUUCCUCGAGACCUGGCUGGAUCCUCUCUACAGAAGCUACAACUUCCAGAAGGCCGAGAGACAUGCUCUGGAACACCUUGUGCAGUGGCACCCUACCAUUUUGUCAAAGCUGGCUCUCGUUCCACAGCGCACCUUUGCUUCCUAUUCGAAGCCGACGCUGGGCGAGCAGUACCAGGAGGGUGAUUUUAUCGCCAUGUUUGCUGGCUGCUCCAAUAUUGGCCGCGAGAGCUGCGAGGUUGAAUCGGGCCAUUUCUGGGAGAAGUGGAAGGCGAACUUUGGCUAA
This is a messenger RNA of Cordyceps fumosorosea ARSEF 2679, 936 nucleotides long. Its product is annotated as Galactosyl transferase. Bases 1 to 936 code for a protein of 311 amino acids. Lineage: Eukaryota; Fungi; Ascomycota; Sordariomycetes; Hypocreales; Cordycipitaceae. Gene Ontology annotation, biological process: protein N-linked glycosylation. The record is from RefSeq and is a predicted model, not a curated record. Gene Ontology annotation, cellular component: Golgi membrane; mannan polymerase complex. Gene Ontology annotation, molecular function: alpha-1,6-mannosyltransferase activity. The transcript is spliced from 3 exons.